AUGUCAGAAGCAGCAGAACCAGAGGCCAGCUUGCUGGUGGUGGUGCUGGACACAAACACAGCGGCGUGGGAGCGGUGCCCGCUGCAGUUUGACCGGGCACUUCAGCAAGUGGUCAUUUUCUUGAACGCAUACCUGGCCCUAAAGCCCGAGAAUAAGCUGGCAGUCAUUGCAACCAACAAGUCCGAGUGCCGGUAUCUGUACCCAACCGAGUUCACAGACGAAACCACGAUUCCAGAGAUGCAGGUAUACGAGCAGUUCCGCGACGUCGACACAAAAGUGCUCACAGGCGUGCAAAAGAUGAUUGAGAGCGGCAGCAUGAGCAGCGACACGCCAGCAGGCAUCGAGCAGGGGCAGAGCCAGGUAUCGCGGGCACUGUCCAAGGCCCUCUGCUAUAUUAACCGAGGUACCAAGGCGUCGGUGAACAAGAUCUGGCCGCGCAUCCUGGUGGUGUCGGUGGCAGACGAUGCGCCGCGUGAAUACAUUGCCCUAAUGAACACGAUUUUUGCGGCACAAAAGCUCGGCGUGCUCAUCGAUGUAUGCAAGGUGGUGGGCAGCGACUCGGUGUUUUUGCAGCAGGCAGCCGAGAUCACCGGCGGAAACUACCUGAAGGUUGAUACACAGGAGAACAGAGGGUCGCUGCUGCAGAGCCUGAUGUUCACUUGCUUGGCUGACCACUUUACCCGCAGCAUGCUGUACUCGCCACACAACGACUUGAUUGAUUUCCGGGCGACGUGCUUCUGCCACAAGCGGGUGGUGGACAUUGGAUAUGUGUGCUCGGUGUGCCUGUCGAUUUUCUGCAAAAUGGCGCCUGUGUGCUCGACGUGCAAGACAAAGUUCUCGUUCAAGCUGGUCAGAGCACCGUCGGCUGCUAACGGCACGUCAGCAGGGAAAAAGAAACCCCCGGUAAAUUAG
Messenger RNA from Linderina pennispora, 912 nucleotides. Its product is annotated as transcription factor Tfb4. Lineage: Eukaryota; Fungi; Kickxellomycota; Kickxellomycetes; Kickxellales; Kickxellaceae. Gene Ontology annotation, biological process: regulation of DNA-templated transcription; nucleotide-excision repair. The transcript has a single exon. Gene Ontology annotation, cellular component: transcription factor TFIIH holo complex; transcription factor TFIIH core complex. The record is from RefSeq and is a predicted model, not a curated record. Bases 1 to 912 code for a protein of 303 amino acids.